Molecule: messenger RNA, 1605 nt
Organism: Dipodomys ordii (Ord's kangaroo rat)
Lineage: Eukaryota; Metazoa; Chordata; Mammalia; Rodentia; Heteromyidae
Exons: 5
Coding region: 1-1605 (534 amino acids)
Source: RefSeq, a predicted model, not a curated record
AUGGUAGGAUUUAAGGAUGGUUAUAUUUCUUCUCUUGCCUUUACAAAGAAGGCAAGUUGGGUUGGUCAGAUGUUACAAUUGGCUUAUGGUUCCUCCUUUGGAGAUGCAGCUGCUAAUGCAGAAUACAGGCGCAUAGGUGCUAUGAUAUAUGCAAACUGCGUUUUGUCUCUAAAGAGAGAUUUCCCUAUACUUUGGUGUAACCACUGCCAGGAAGCAACUACCAUUGUUUCUGUGAAUCCAAACUUCGAAUACAGACGUGCUCAAAACAUUACUGAUGAGUUCAUUUAUUUCCGUCCUAUUGACGAGGAAAUUCGGGAAAAAAUCAGAAAACAAAAACAACAGAAACCAACAAUGGCCUCCUACCACCAACAUGCCCAUCCAUACACUCGAGAAGGUAUCCAUCAGAGGGACCUGGGGAAUAUCAGUCAGGUGGUCAUGGUUACCACCCCCCCACUAACAAAAGAGUUAGAGAGUGUUGCCCUUAUAAGACCAAAAACGUCAGGGCUUCUUCGCCUAGAGAAAAUGCCAGUUAAAUCUUCAGGGGUCCCAGAAUCUCAACGCUUAGACGUUACAGGAAUUGCCAGUCCAGAGGAAAGGGGGAAAGGCACCGCAAUACUUGUUGCUGGUGUGCCUGGAAAGGAGAUAGAUGAUACAGAAAUUCCAACUUUGAAAUUCACUGGGCUUAUACACCUGGAGGCUUUAAUAAAUAAAUGUUCACCAUCCUCAGAAUACAGUCGCCCAAGAAGCCCACGAAAUCUGUGGCUGGAAUCUCCAGAAAAUGCAGAGUCCCCAGGAAGUGAUGAUAUGGAAGUAGCAAGAAGCAUGAUUCCUCUUAGAGAAAGAUCCAUCUUUCGGCGUUCCUGGGCAGAACUGUUAGAUGCACCACUGAACAGUGAAGGGCUCCAUGUUCUCGAAACUAGUCCUACUGAAGAAGAACGAGAUAAUGGCUACUUCCAACUAUCACCAAAUGCGAAUAAAGCAACCUCCCCACCCAAAGAUAGCCGUCUCCAGUCCUUGCAAGGGCCUUUCCCAUUGCUGCCCCAGCGUCCUAAACUCCAGAGACAACGCAGUAACAGCCUGCCCCCAUACAAAAUUGGCAGGAGCCAAAAAACAAAUGCAUCUGAGUUAAAAUUAAAUUCUAAAGACACACGCUUCUUCUUCCAAAGUGAUGAUAAUUUGCUUGCAGCAGAAAAUGUUAAAAAAAGAAACAACAUUCAAAAAGCUUGGCAAAGGCCCAUUCCAUCAACUUCUGGAGGACAUCCUGCUGUCGAUCCAAGCUUUAAGAAUUCUGCAAAGCUGCGCACCACUGGAAUUCCUAAUGAUCCUGCUCAACUUGCCAAGGACAAUGUUGGAAUUCCCAAGAAUAAUGCCAGUAAUGUUAGUAUUGGAGCUCCUAGGCAUAAUCCUGAAAUUCUCCGCAGCAAUGCUAGAGUCCCCAUGGGUAAUCGUCAGAUUCUUAGAGGCAAUGGGGGAGUUCACAGAGGCAGUGCUUUCAGAGGGCCUGUGGAUAAGGCUCAAACUCCUGGGCAUAAUAUUGGAACUUCUGCACAGAAUGUAUCUUCUGCCCUUUCUGAGCUCUCAAAGAUAGGUGAGCACCGAUUAUAA